UUUCCCACCAUGUUUAAGCUUUUGGGGCUUUCCUAUUUAUUUGAUUCUUGUGAAAUUCUUGUAAGGAUCUGAUUGAUUAAUUUGAUUCUAGAUUAUAGAAAUCACUUUAUUAAUUAUAAUAUCUGUUGACAAAAGUGAAAAGUGCGAUGAAGGAUUCCAAAAGUUAUUUCCCCCUUUUUGGUCAUGGAGAAAGUUGUGGAAAGAGAAUCUGGAUAAGUAAAGUACUUCCUUCCUUUUGCUCGCUUCUUGAUGAUUUUGUGAUCCAAUUCUUUAAAUAUUUUUCAUGUAAAGAUCCUGAAAGUGUUGAAGUUUUUUUUAAAGUAAUCCCUUUUUCUUUUAUUUUGGGUUCGUACUUUUAUGUUUCCAGAAUAUUGUAGUUUUAUGCAUAAUCAGUGGAAUAUAUGGAGCUUUGGAUGUCUAGCUCAUUAAAUUCAUCAAAAUCUGUUCCAUGUUUAUCAACUACCACUACACAAUAAAUGGAGUCUUUCAAUUUCUGUGCCUUUUAAUGUUCCGCUGAAGAAAUGACAGUGAUUUGACGUGGUAUGGCUUAUGAUGAUUUGAUCUCAAUGAGAUUGAAUAUUUUUCCUUACAGUUCCAUGUCUGCCUAUGAUCGUUCAUUUUUCAAUAGUUUUACACAAAUCUCAUCAAGCUAUAUACCUGAUAUAUUGCAUCUUGCUCAAAUUUUGGAAAGUAGUAGCAGAUGGUGGAUUAACAUUGAGGGAUGUUAAUUUCAGUUUGUGUGGGUUAUUGCUUGAUAGUUAAUAGGCUACAACUCCUGACUCGGUUUCUGCAAGCAAUUACAUAUAUUACCCUUCACCAGUCGAUUUUUCCUAAAUCGAUGAGUAAUCUCAAGCUCGGGGUUGAGGUCAUGGGUGCUCAUGAUCUCAUGCCAAAAGAUGGGCAGGGCUCAUCCAGUGCUUUUGUGGAGCUUCAUUUUGACAACCAGAAAUUUCGCACGACUACAAAAGACAAAGAUCUCAACCCUGUUUGGAAUGAGAGUUUUUAUUUCAACAUUUCUGAUCCAGAUGACCUAUCAAAUAUGAAUCUUGAGGCCUACGUUUACAGCCAUAAUAAAACGAGCAAUGCCAAAUCGUUUCUUGGAAUGGUCCGACUCACUGGAACGUCAUUUGUUCCCAUUUCUGACGCUGUUGCUCUGCAUUAUCCUCUGGAGAAACGAGGCAUCUUCUCUCGUGUCAAAGGAGAGCUUGGCUUGAAAGUCUUCGUCACUAAUGACCCUUCCAUAAGACCUACAAAUCCUCUUCCUGCAAUGCAAUCCUCGUCUGCAGAUUCUCGCUCAACCCAAGCUCGGGGAUUGGUAGAAGAACUUCUAAGCUCGGUCAUGAAUCCAUUCUCUAAACACAAGGCUGAGUCAAGGCAAACAUUUCGUCAUCUUCCAAACCAGAAAAAUGUGCAAGAGAAGCAACACAUUUCUACAGCAGCGAAUGAACAACCAAUUAAUUUUGCAGCUAAUGAGAUGAAGUCUGAACCACAGGCUUCGAAUGUUGUUCGCAUGUAUUCUGGUCCCUCAUCACAACCAGCUGAUUAUGCACUUAAAGAGACAAGCCCUUUCCUGGGAGGAGGGCAAGUUGUUGGAGGACGAGUCAUACGAGGAGACCGGCCAGCUGGCACUUAUGAUCUUGUUGAACAGAUGGGAUACCUUUUUGUACGAGUUGUUAAAGCUCGUGACCUUCCCUCCAAGGAUGUGACGGGGAGCCUUGACCCAUAUGUAGAAGUAAAAAUUGGAAACUACAAAGGAGUUACAAAGUACUAUGAGAAGCAGCAAAAUCCUGCAUGGAGUGAGGUGUUUGCCUUCGCAAGGGAUAGGAUGCAGUCUUCUCUGAUGGAAGUUGUGGUCAAAGACAAGGAUCUGAUCAAAGAUGACUUUGUGGGAAUUGUAAAGUUUGAUCUCAAUGAAAUUCCUACAAGAGUUCCACCGGACAGUCCUUUGGCUCCAGAAUGGUAUAGGCUUGAAGAUAGGAAAGGAGAGAAAGUGAAAGGGGAACUGAUGCUUGCUGUCUGGUAUGGAACUCAAGCUGAUGAGGCUUUUCCUGAUGCUUGGCAUUCAGAUGCAAUCACUACCUCAGAUGGCUCUUCAUUCAUCUCUAUGGCCAUUCGCUCUAAAGUUUACCAUUCUCCAAGAUUAUGGUAUGUUCGUGUUAAUGUGAUUGAAGCACAGGACUUGAUUGUAGACAAGAAUCGCAUCCCUGAUGCAUGUGUUAAAGUACAUAUUGGUAACCAGAUUUUAAGGACAAAAAUAGUUCAAACUCGUACUAUGAAUCCAGUCUGGAAUGAGGAUUUCAUGUUUGUUGCUGCUGAACCCUUUGAUGAUCAUUUGAUUCUUUCGGUUGAAGAUCGUGUAGGAUCCAACAAGGAUGAGACCUUGGGAAAAGUUGUUAUACCAUUGAACACUGUUGAGAAGCGUGCUGAUGAUCGGUUCAUCCGGAGUCGGUGGUUCAGUCUUGAAAAGUCUACCUCAGAUGCAUUGGAUGAGAAGCAGGCGAAGAAAGAUAAAUUUUCUAGCAGACUUCACGUUCGUGUCUGCCUUGAUGGAGGAUACCAUGUGCUCGACGAGCCAACUCAAUACAGCAGUGAUCUCCGACCCACAGCUAAGCAGCUCUGGAAGUCAUCAAUUGGUGUGUUGGAGCUCGGCAUUCUAAAUGCUGAUGGGCUCCAACCAAUGAAAACAAGAGAUGGAAAGGGUACAACGGAUACAUAUUGUGUUGCAAAAUAUGGUCACAAGUGGAUUAGGACGCGAACCAUAGUCAACAGCCUUAGCCCAAAGUACAAUGAGCAAUAUACCUGGGAGGUUUAUGAUCCAGCCACGGUGCUGACUGUUGGAGUUUUUGAUGACAACCAGAUUGGUGGUUCAAAUGGCAACAAGGAUAUGAAAGUUGGGAAGGUUCGAGUUCGAAUUUCCACUCUUGAAAGUGGGCGUGUUUAUACGCACUCCUACCCGCUGCUGGUUCUGCAACGUUCUGGUGUGAAAAAGAUGGGCGAGCUGCAUCUGGCAAUACGGUUUACAUACACAUCACUGGUGAACAUGAUGUAUCAAUAUUCUCGACCCCUUUUGCCAAAGAUGCACUAUGUAAGGCCAUUGACCAUGAUGCAGCAGGACAUGCUGCGUCACCAAGCUGUCAGUAUAGUGGCCGCUCGUCUUAGUCGUGCAGAACCUCCCCUUAGGAAAGAAGUAGUUGAAUACAUGUCUGAUGCUGACUCUCAUCUUUGGAGCAUGAGGCGCAGCAAGGCAAACUUUUUCCGUUUGAUGACAGUUUUAUCAGGAUUUCUUGUUGUUGGAAAAUGGUUUGGGGAAGUAUGCAUGUGGAAGAACCCCAUUACAACAGUGCUGGCACAUCUCCUCUUUGUGAUGCUUGUGUGCUUUCCAGAACUAAUUCUUCCUACUGUGUUUCUGUACAUGUUCCUUAUUGGGGUUUGGAACUUUCGUUCUCGGCCAAGAUACCCUCCACACAUGAACCCAAGAAUAUCUUAUGCAGAUGCUGUGCAUCCUGAUGAGCUUGAUGAGGAGUUUGACACAUUUCCAUCAUCACGCAGCUCAGAGAUUAUCCGUAUGAGGUACGAUCGACUGAGGAGUGUUGCAGGGAGGAUUCAGUCUGUUGUGGGAGAUGUGGCUACCCAAGGGGAGCGGAUAUUGGGGCUCCUGAGCUGGCGAGAUCCUCGCGCCACAGUUAUAUUUAUGAUAUUCUGUCUUGUGGCUGCCAUGACAUUAUAUAUGACCCCUUUUCAGGCUCUAGCUCUUCUAGCUGGGUUUUUUGUCAUGAGGCAUCCCAAGUUCAGGCAUAAAAUGCCAUCAGCUCCCGUUAACUUCUUCCGUCGUUUGCCUGCUAGGACGGAUAGUAUGCUUUAAAUACCAAGAAUUUUUGUAGGGUGUUUUAGCCAUUGCCUGCAAUGUGUUGGAAAAUUGUCAAGUACAGGUGGUGGUUGCAAGUCUCUGGUCAUCUCCUUUUGUUUGCUACUGGUUGUCUUGGUCAUGAAGCUUGAUGCAAAUGUAUAAGAACUCUGUUAUGAACAAGCUUGAUUAUCUUGUUGAAAUCCAACUUUUUGUAUAUACUUGUUAAAUAGAUGUGAUGCCCUUUAUUGGUGGAUUCUCAAAUUCCAAGUGGGAAUAUCCAAA
Tripterygium wilfordii is the source of this 4129-nucleotide messenger RNA. Its product is annotated as FT-interacting protein 3-like. NCBI's taxonomy places the organism in Eukaryota, Viridiplantae, Streptophyta, Magnoliopsida, Celastrales, Celastraceae. Bases 722 to 3862 code for a protein of 1046 amino acids. The record is from RefSeq and is a predicted model, not a curated record. The transcript is spliced from 2 exons.